AAUAGCAGGGCCUGCCUCACUCACUGUCUAACACACACUUUCUUAAAAUCCAAACUCUUCAGGGCUUUUUUUAACACUAAAGAUUUCCACAAAGUUUCUUUUCUAAUUAACAUAGUGAGGUUGCUCAAUUGGACACAAUCCCCUAUGUAAUUCCUCCUCUAACUACUGACCCUGGAUUUUAAUUACUGCUCCUUACUGAUGAUCGCCUGAGAAAGAGGGCAAGGAAAUCACUAAGAAUGCUCACCCUGGCAGAUUUCAUUAGGAAGGAGCCAAAGAUAGUCCAUGGAUACCCCAUACUUUAUGCCUUUUCACAUAACUGGGAGAGAAUAGAGAAGUUCCAGUGGAGGCCAGAUGACAUUGUGAUCGCCACAUAUCCCAAAUCUGGUACCACUUGGAUUAGUGAAAUUGUGGAUAUGAUUCAAAAUGAUGGUGACAUUGAAAAAUGUAGUCGAAAUGCCAUUACCGAAAAAGUUCCAAUGUUGGAAUUGUUUGUCCCAGGACUGAGGAUUACAGGCACAGAGGCAUUAGAAAAGAUGCCAUCACCCCGCCUUAUCAAGACCCAUCUGCCAAUUGAUCUCAUUCCCAAGGAUUUCUGGGGAAAAAAAUGCAAGAUAAUUUACAUGGCAAGAAAUGCCAAAGAUGUUGCAGUUUCAUAUUAUCAUUUUGACUUGAUGAAUAAAUUAGAGCCUUACCCAAACUCUUGGGCAGAGUACCUGGAGAAGUACAUGUCUGGGAAAGUGUCUUAUGGUUCCUGGUUUGCCCAUGUGAAGAGCUGGUGGAAUAUAAAGGAAAAUCAUCCUAUGCUUUAUCUGUUCUAUGAAGAUAUGAAAAAGAAUCCUAAGAAGGAAAUUGAGAAGGUGAUGCAGUUCCUGGGGAAGAACCUAGAUGAAGAAGUCUUGGAAAAGAUCAUCCAUCAUACCUCAUUUGAAAAAAUGAAAAACAAUCCCUUGCUGAAUUUUACAAAUAUAUCAAGUAAAAUGAUGGAUCACAAUGUCUCCUCUCACAUGCGGAAGGGGACUGUUGGUGACUGGAAGAAUUACUUCACGGUGGCCCAAAAUGAAGUAUUUGAUACACUGUAUGAGAAGGAAAUGGCCGGAAGCACACUAAAGUUCUGUACAGAGAUCUAAGGUCAGACCAUCACCUCUUGACUGGACAAUUGCAAUAGUCUCUUCAUGGGGAUGCUCAUCAGUUGGCUGAAUAAAUUGUGGGAUGUGAUUAUGAUAGAGUAUUAUUAUCCAAUGGGGAAUGAUGAGAGGAUGCUCAGAAAAACAACUGAAAAUUCCUGCAUGAAUCAAGCAAAGUGAAAUAUAUUGUGUACAAAGUAA
Messenger RNA from Sarcophilus harrisii (Tasmanian devil), 1325 nucleotides. RefSeq names its product sulfotransferase family cytosolic 1B member 1-like. Bases 237 to 1127 code for a protein of 296 amino acids. Gene Ontology annotation, biological process: sulfation. NCBI's taxonomy places the organism in Eukaryota, Metazoa, Chordata, Mammalia, Dasyuromorphia, Dasyuridae. The transcript has 9 exons. The record is from RefSeq and is a predicted model, not a curated record. Gene Ontology annotation, cellular component: cytoplasm. Gene Ontology annotation, molecular function: sulfotransferase activity.